This is a messenger RNA of Rana temporaria (common frog), 924 nucleotides long. RefSeq names its product taste receptor type 2 member 40-like. Gene Ontology annotation, biological process: detection of chemical stimulus involved in sensory perception of bitter taste; G protein-coupled receptor signaling pathway; sensory perception of taste. Gene Ontology annotation, molecular function: G protein-coupled receptor activity; bitter taste receptor activity. Bases 1 to 924 code for a protein of 307 amino acids. The transcript has a single exon. Gene Ontology annotation, cellular component: membrane. The record is from RefSeq and is a predicted model, not a curated record. NCBI's taxonomy places the organism in Eukaryota, Metazoa, Chordata, Amphibia, Anura, Ranidae.
AUGGAUCUUUCCCUCCAGAAGAUUUUCCUAAUUGUGAUGUUUGCUGAGUGCUUUGUCGGGGUUGCCUUACAUGCAUUCAUCGUGGCUUUUCAGCUCAUGAGAUGGAAGACAUUGAAAUCUCAGAAAACCUACACCCAAAUCCUUACCUGUCUGGCCAUCUCCAGAAGCUUUCUGCUGAUGCACAUGUCUUUGUUUUAUAUUCUCCUACUUUUCUUUCCAUGGGUGUUUCUUAAUAUGAAUUUGAGGUCUGCGUUUUUGUUAGAAGUUAAUUUUCUACACUUCACCAACCUUUGGAUAACCACCUUCCUGUUUGCAUUCUACUGUGUGAAAAUCACAAGCUACAACCAUACCUUUUUCAUCUUCCUGAAGACCAGGAUCUCCAGACUAGUCCCUCACUUUAUUGCGGCUUGUAUCCUUAUAUCUCUAGCCUCCAGCCUUCCGCUUGGUUGGUGCGUCUUUUACCUACCCCAGCAAAUUUCUGCCAAUGUUUCCAUGGAAAACAUGACCAUUCACCAUACAGUUUAUAAAGAAAAUGCUCGCAACAAAAUAAUGCUUUUCCUUGUUGGUUCCUUUCCACCAUUUCUCAUAUCUUGUGUUGCCAUCUACCUUCUGAUCCGAUCUCUUUGGCACCAUACCAGGGAAAUGACAAGCAAUGAGAAAGGUUUUCAGAAUCCGAACAUUGAGGCUCAUGUCAACGCUGUCAAAAGUACGACUCUUUUCCUGUUUUGUUCUAUUUUGUAUUUUGUAUGCAUGAGUGUGUUAUUCUCAGAUGUGAGACAUGACAGCAACCCCUGGAAGAUGGUCAACCUAAUUAUAAUAUUUGCCCUUCCAAGUGUCCAUUCGGCAUUCAUCAUCAUCUCCAGCAACUUUAAACUAAAACAGACACUUACAGAAAUGUACUAUGGCUUUAUAAAGUGCUUUUAA